AUGGCGGCAGCUUGCGGAGACUCCGAGUGUGAGAAGCUCUUCUUCAACAGCUCGAGGGGAUCUGAUGUCCUGUUGACUCUCCAAUCAGAAUCUGUGGUCCAUGAAGAGAUAUCUGGAGCGCGCAAGAACGUUGCAGCGGGUGAAGUGACUCUCUGCUUGCAUAGCACGGUUCUUAAGAAAUACAGCGGGUUCUUUGAGACCCUUCUCUCAGGCAGGUGGAAAGAGUAUGAGGCCACGGGUAACUCCCCUGCAAUUCUGACGCUGAAGGAUUGCAAGGAAGUAGCAUCUUAUGAGAAGGUCCUGCAAUAUUUGUACAACCUCGAGAAUGGCCCUUAUGUGCAGUUCAGAAAGCUCUUCUGCAGCGUGCGGGCCGCGAUAGGACUAUUUGAAGCUGCCAACCAUUUGCAGAUUCUCUCCCUGAGAGAAAGAGCUCUGGGUUACAUUGAGGCAAUUCCUUGGAACCUGGAGGAGAUGCGACUUGUUCAGGAGCUUUGUGAGCAGGAGAUCGGCACCUGCGUGCUGCACCUAAGAGAGCGUUUGGCACAAGCGCCGGUUCCUGUUGAGGACUUCCGAGAAGAGAUUCUGAUUGGAUUACUGAAGCAAGAUGGGAGCGAGGAGAUCCGAACCAUCGCACUUGAGCUGCUUGGAAAGGGGGGCUUCGACGACGCCAUGCUCGAGAAUGUUUUUGCGACGAGUCUAGAGGCUUUGAAAGAGAAGGCAAAGAGGCUGCUGUUCAGGGAAGUUUCAGAAUAUAGCGAUCUCAAGAAGGUUCUCAAAAGCUUAUGGAUGUUGACCAGCCUCUUGAUAGAGAUUGGUAGAGACGUGUUGACAGUGCUGAAAUUGAUGAAGGAGGAUAUUGAGGAUCACGGUGUCUUUUUCAGAGGACAUUUAUGGGAUGAGGAUUGGCGGGAGAUUUUCCACGAACAGUUCUAUCAGCAUCUGAUCUCGGCUCUUCGAAGGGGCAACCCGUCUUUGCCUCACGAUUCCCGGGCGUUCGUUGUGAGCCUGUGGUUUCCGGGGACUCGCCGCGAAAAAAAGAGGGGAUUCCUGAGUCGAGAGGCUAGAGUCACUGCAGAAAGAGCCGUGUUUGAAACACUCCGUUCGAAUGACCAGAGGACGUGCUUGAGUAACUGGCUGGAAAAGCUACCUGCUUCAUUAGCAUGGAACCCAACUUUGAAGGACUGGCUCAUCAGCCCGUUGGAGUCCGGGUCUACAGGAGUUGAACUGUCUUCCUGA
Molecule: messenger RNA, 1236 nt
Organism: Klebsormidium nitens
Lineage: Eukaryota; Viridiplantae; Streptophyta; Klebsormidiophyceae; Klebsormidiales; Klebsormidiaceae
Source: the annotation of a GenBank genome assembly